UCACUCAAAGAAACUCAACUCAGCUACUGCUACUUUUGAACUCAAACUCAUAUAAUCUUAGUAACCGAUUCUUCUUAUUCCAACUACUAAAACUAAACUCGAACUCGAACACGAACUAGCUACUGUAUCUUUGUUUGGUUUAUGGACUACUUCAGUCAAUCAUCAGACACGUGUAGCUACGUGGUGGAGAGUAGUAACUCAGACUACAAUAAUUACAAGCAGGGAUGUUCAUCACCAUUUUCGUCAGAAGAAGCGUCGCGGCGAGCUUCGCAUUCCGACGAGGAAGUGAUACUGGCAUCGAACAGGCCUAAGAAGAGAGCUGGGAGGAGGGUUUUCAAGGAGACGAGGCACCCUGUUUAUCGAGGGGUGAGGAGGAGGAACAACAACAAGUGGGUCUGCGAGCUUCGUGAGCCCAAUAAGAAGACCAGAAUAUGGCUUGGAACUUAUCCCACGGCGGAGAUGGCUGCGCGAGCUCAUGAUGUUGCGGCGAUGGCUUUCCGUGGCAAGUCCGUGUGCCUUAACUUCGCUGACUCUGCUUGGCGGUUGCCCAGGCCGGUCUCGCUCGAUGCUAAGGACAUACGCGCCGCUGCGACGGAGGGUGCCGAGGCGUUUAGGCCCGUUGAAUACGGAGGCGUGUCGGAGGAGAAGCAGGUGGAUAUGGAGGUGGAUCAGAGUAAGGAGAAAAAUAAUGAAAGAGUGUUUUUUGUGGAUGACGAUGCCACGUUGGACAUGCCGGGGUUUUUUGCUGACUUGGCAGAAGGUCUACUACUUCCUCCCCCAUACAAUUAUUUCGGCGCAGAUGACGUGGAAAGAAAUGAUGACAUGUCGUUGUGGAGCUAUUCGUUUUGAUACUCUUCGAGAGUGUGUGUAGUUGUAUUACCUUUUACCUUUUUUUAGUAGAUGAAAGGUCUUUUUUCUCUAUACUUGGUUUAAGUUUUAGGAAAAUAUCUUUCCUCUUUUCAAAUCUAGCUGUAUUGUAUGACAUAUAUUUGGAUUGAAUUUAAUACGUAAA
Molecule: messenger RNA, 1012 nt
Organism: Humulus lupulus (European hop)
Lineage: Eukaryota; Viridiplantae; Streptophyta; Magnoliopsida; Rosales; Cannabaceae
Product: dehydration-responsive element-binding protein 1E-like
Exons: 1
Coding region: 142-849 (235 amino acids)
Biological process (GO): regulation of DNA-templated transcription
Molecular function (GO): DNA-binding transcription factor activity; DNA binding
Source: RefSeq, a predicted model, not a curated record